Molecule: messenger RNA, 1908 nt
Organism: Orcinus orca (killer whale)
Lineage: Eukaryota; Metazoa; Chordata; Mammalia; Artiodactyla; Delphinidae
Product: ubiquitin carboxyl-terminal hydrolase 31-like
Exons: 1
Coding region: 1-330 (109 amino acids)
Source: RefSeq, a predicted model, not a curated record
AUGCUGCGGCCGUGGGGUGCGGGAGCCGGUCAGCCGAGGCGUGCAGCGGCGCUAGGCGGCCAGGGUAGCGACGCCGCCGCCUCUGCCUUCUCCUGCCCCUCUCCCUGCUCCCCUGCGUCCUCCUCCUCGCUGGGUCCCCGCCGCCGCCGCCGCCUCAGCCUCGGCGCUUCUCGGGCUUCUCUUCUCCAUCAAGGCCGGGCCGCCCCGCAGGGACCAUCCCGGAAAGUGAGGGGCUGUUGCCGUUUCCCGCAGCUGUUGGUGGCCAUCUUUAAUCCUCCUCCUCCUCCUCCUCCUCCGGCUUUCUCCACCUCCCGCUGGCUGCCUGACUGACUGACUCUGGAUCCUCCUCUUUCCCUUCCUGCCCCUCCUACUGAGCCGGCCGCAGAAAUUGCAGACGCUCUUCCUCUUAACCCUUCUGUCUUUCCUUCCUCUUUCCUUACUUCCCUUCCCUCUGCUUCCCGCUUUUACCCUUCUCUUACUAGCUGGCUUCGCCCGCUCUUGCAGGCAGCGGGCUCCGAUUCUCUUAGCCUGAGUUUGGCCCCCCUUUUCACUCUUGUCCCUCUCUCCCUUCCCUUCCAAGAGGUACACACCCCAGCUUCCUUCCUUUCCCCCGUCCUGCUCUCAGCUGCUCCCGUUUCCCUCUCCCAAUCCCAGCCCCUCUCCCGCGGUUCUCACCCUCCUCUGUCCCAAUUAGUCCAAAGACUCAGCUAAGAAAGGACAGCUGGGUUCUGCUCUCCUUAACCCUACACCCAUUUGCUGGAUGCUGUCAGGCAGCGAUGGAAGAACGGGAGGCUGGGUUAAUUUUACACAAGCUGGAGUACAAAAGGACUGCCCACGCUAGCUGUUCUACUACGCAGCUUUGAAACUCCUGGAUGGUGUCGUGUUUGGCUCCGGCCCAAUAAAGGACCGAGGCAUUGAAGAGCCCAGUCUCGGUUGCCUUCCCUCAGUGACCUUGAGCUGGUCACCUUAAGAUUUUAGGGUUUUUUUUUUCCCCUUUCCUGUAAAGGGCAUUACUUAUACCUUUGCAGUCCUAACAAACAAGUGUUUAGACCCAAUUAGCACGCUUUGGUAAAGCUAGAGAUGCUAGUGAUCAUCAGUUUGCCCCUCUGUUGUUUGUUGCUAAUCAACCCAGUGGACAGUUUGGGGCAUACUGUAGUUCUGGCAAUGGAGGCAAGCUGAGCCAGCAAUUGUGAGUGGACUCCCUUAAGCAGGCUUAGAGUGGGGAAGUGGUAAUAUCAUCGUUCUAAUGACAAACUUGUUUUUCCUAACACAGCAAUCUACAGAAGCUUGUGAAUUUCCUCUACUAAAGAUGAAGCAAGCUGGACUUGCUGUUUGCUUCUUUUCAGCCACUUGGCCUUUGGCAAGUUGGACCCAUUUGUAAGGAUUCACUCACAGAUUACUUCAAGAUCCAGCAUUGCUGACAAAUACAGGGGAUAUUAUAUGUGAGCACUUUGGGAAGGGUCAGAGUGGCUAUCAAAAAAAAGCACCUUGCCCUUGAAGAAUAAGAUGAGUAGACGUGUUCAAAGGUUAUUCCCUUCCAUAGGCCAAUUAUAGAGAGAAAUGUUUUAAAAUGUAGUUUUAUAUUCUACUUCAAAGUGAGUAAUUUUUUUAAGUUCAAAUGUAAAAUUUUGUUAUAAAUAUGUGUUUCAAGCUGUUUGAAAAGGAUAUGUCAAAACAAACCUAAAAAUAUGUUUUAAUAAAAAACAUUGGUAUACUGUGGGAGGCAGGGAGGUGGGGUUCUAAUCUUUUUCUUUGAUCCUCACAAAGUAACCUGUACCUAGUUCGGUUCCAGAUUUCAGUUGCCAUCUUUCAAUACCAGUAAUUCUUCUAUUUGAAAUCAACAACCUGUAUCAACAUCUAAAACUCUUUUAAACCCAAAUAAAGUCUUUGAGACGGCUUUGUAUAAUA